This is a messenger RNA of Anopheles stephensi (Asian malaria mosquito), 1002 nucleotides long. It is a transcript of the gene RpL18A, whose product is annotated as 60S ribosomal protein L18a. Gene Ontology annotation, molecular function: structural constituent of ribosome. Bases 116 to 649 code for a protein of 177 amino acids. Gene Ontology annotation, biological process: translation. NCBI's taxonomy places the organism in Eukaryota, Metazoa, Arthropoda, Insecta, Diptera, Culicidae. The transcript is spliced from 3 exons. Gene Ontology annotation, cellular component: ribosome; cytosolic large ribosomal subunit. The record is from RefSeq and is a predicted model, not a curated record.
AACACUGCCACGGUACGCAUCACUUUGACGUUUCGCCUCGCCAAUUGUCAACUCCAGUUCAAGGUGGUGCUGUCAAAGUCCUUUUCCGUUUCCUCUUUAACGAAGCGCAGUCAAGAUGAAAGCUAAAGGAUUGCUGAAAGAAUACCAGGUGAUCGGGCGCAAGCUGCCCUCGGAGAAGGAGAAGAACCCUCCACUGUUCAAGAUGCACAUCUUCGCCCCGGACCACAUUGUGGCUAAGUCGCGCUUCUGGUACUUCCUGCGUCAGCUGCGCAAGUUCAAGAAGGGAACCGGCGAGAUCGUCUCGGUGAAGCGCAUCAUGGAGAAGACGCCGCUGAAGGUUAAGAACUUCGGCAUCUGGUUGCGUUACGAUUCGCGUUCCGGUACGCACAACAUGUACCGUGAGUACCGUGACCUGACUGUUGGUGGUGCCGUCACGCAGUGCUACAGUGACAUGGCUUCGCGUCAUCGUGCCCGUGCCCACUCGAUCCAGAUCAUCAAGGUGGAAGCGAUCGCUGCGUCCAAGACGCGUCGUGCACACAUCAAGCAGUUCCACAACUCGAAGAUCCGAUUCCCGCUGGUGCAGCGAUACCACCACAAGCGCUACCGGAAGCUGUUCUCUUACCGUCGCCCGGUCACCUUCUUCCAGUAAGAAGCAGCAUUAUUUGUGUACGACCACCGUCGGUCAGCACCCAUCACACGGUUCACCAUAUAUGGUGGAAAAGCAACGAGAACUGGUCCUGUGGUACAUUUCCUGUGUGCUUCUCGCGUGUGGAAGUGCUUUCUCUGUGUAUGUGCGUGUGAUAACGUGUGGUGUGAUAAUGCAGCAUUCUUCUGGUUAGUGUGUACAACAACGAGGCAAAGGACCAGCUGAUGAGCGAAUAGGUUUUUGUUUGUUUGCUCGGUUUGAUACCAUUGCGCCUCCACUACUAUCCGGGAGGUGGCAGCAGUCCAUUAUGGUGAAAUGGGAGAGAAGGAGUGAAUAAAAGAAGUAAGGCGAAGAAA